UGUUCUGUGUGUGUGUGUCUGUUUGAAAGAAGGACGGGGGUGUAUGGAAAGCCUCAUACACAAGACUAGAGAGAGUCAGAGAGUGAGGGAAACAGAAAGGACAGAAAGCAGAAGCAUCCAUCUCCGAAUUAACAAAGAGAACAACUGAAUGAUCAUUAAUUCUUCUGCACAGAGGUGAGUGCAUGGCAUCUCUGUUAUGUGUGAUUCAAAUAGAGAAGCAGAUGACAUCUCAGGGCGAACGCAAAAACCAGGGCAGGUCUUUGCCUGUGGUUUCAAGCUUAGCAUCGUCCUGAAGAGCUACACUGAUGCAUACUCCAGCAUCCAUGCUGAUGGGAGUGGUGUUCGCUCCCUUGGGCCUUGUGCUGGUGUUCACUGCAGCGAUCACGCCGCAGUGGAGGGAGGGACAGGCGCGGCUGGGUGCGGCAGGGCGGGGCGGAGCCACGGAGCUCCUCCUACUUCGUUCGGACGGCCUGUGGGAGAGCUGCCUGCAGGUGGUGCACUCUGAAGUCAAAGAGUGCUGGCCCGUGUCGGGGUCCUACCAGCGGGAUGCUCGGGUUCGAAUGGUCCAGGGGAUGGUGCUGUCCUCUCUCUUCCUUUGCGGCGCAGGGAUUGUCCUCGCCAGCGUGGGCGUCCGCUGCUGGACCGAUAUCCCGCUUAGGAGUGUAGCGGCGGCUGGCGGCCUGUUGGUGGCGCUGGCGGGCGUGCUUAGUCUGGCUGCGUUAGGAGUCUACACUCAUAAUCUUUCAAAGCUGGGGAUUGAGGUGGAUUCAACCGUAUCGGAGACGCAAGGACUCAACGUACACAAGCCACCCCGACUAACGUUACACCCGGCCGGGUCGCUGUAUUUCGGGUGGGUGGGAGCUUGGGUACAGGUGCUGGGAGGGGCCGCACUGCUCUAUGGGUUUAAAAGCAUGAAGUGUUCAUCCUGUCACAAGCAGAGACUCAAAGACAGUGCAGAGAUGUAUGAGGUGAAUUGUUAGAUGGACCAACGUUCCUGAAGAGACUGUUAAGGUGUUUAAACCAGUCAUAAGUAGCACAGGUUUAUUUGCAGAUAUAGCAAACUAUAUAUUGUGGGUCAAACUAUCAUUAGGAUAUUAAGUAAAGAUCAUGUUCCAUGAAGACAUUUUGUAAACUUCCUACCGUAAAUAUAUCAAAAUUUUAUAGUUGAACUUUAUUUGGACAAGUUUAAUGGCAAUUUUUUCAGUAUUUUCAUUUUUUUGCACCCUCAGAUUCCAAAUUUGUAAAUAAUUUGUAAAUCUCAGCAAAUAUUGUCCUAUACUACAAAACCAUACAUCAGUGGAAAACUGAUUUAUUCAGUCCACUUUCAGAUGAUGUACAAAUCUCAGUUUCAAAAAACUGACCCUUAUGACUGGUUUUGUGGUCCAUGGUCACAAAUAAUAAAUGGAAAGUCCUACACAUUAUGUUUCUAUAAAGAACUAUAUUUAAAUAUGUAUGAAACCACUAAUUGAAGCCUUAAGGCCUGUUCACACCAAAAACUAUAACGAUAACUAUAACAAUAACUCUAUAUUUGUAUCCCUACCAACAAACCAUAAAGUUGUUUAUUAUAAUUCAUAAUUCAUUCACUCAAUAUAAUUCAUCUGCCACUUUAAAUGCUCAAAUUCUUCAAAGUAGGGUUAAUUCUGACUGAAUUGAAGGCUAUUUUAAUGAUACAGCUCCUCUGUGUUGUUAUUAUCCUUAUUGCUAUGGUUAGAACGAUUUCAAAACUUUAUAUCCACCUUAUUUUUCCUGUAAGAGCGGGCGCAGCCAUUUAUAAACUUAAUGGAUCUGGCUUCCGGUGUAAGUUGCUUCCAGCGAUUCUUAGCUGUACAAAACAACUCGUUUUGCUGCUUGGUAUUGCAAACAGGUGUGUCUUACCAUAUUAUUUUAAUGUAUAUUAAUUAUGAACACACUGCUUUGCAGUGCAAACAGAUUUAACGUUUACUGCACUUUGUUAUUCUUCUAAUGAACUUCUAAUGAACCGGAAGUCUCGCACAUUUAGCCUGCAGAAAACAGCUUACCGCGUUGAAUUUGAAAAAUCCGAUGGAUAGUUAUCGUCCUUGGUGUGAACGGGAGGCCGGUUCGCACAGAACGCGUUUUUGCAUUCUUCUGCGCUUUAUAAAAAAGUUUUCUGUCUGAACAUCAAUUAUUUUAAAUGUUUUGCGAAUGACCGCUGCGUUUUUAAGUUUUGGCAACUUUUAAAAACAGAACUCGAGACGUUGUGUUCUUUUUUUAUUCCCAUGGAACGCGCUUAAUUUAAAUUCAAGGACGCAUUCGUGUGAACGGUCCCCUCAGUUGAUAAGACUUUAUAGAUUGUAUAAGUUGUCUGUUUCGUGGCAAAUUUUGCUAUUCAUCAUGACAGUACUGUAUGUUUACCCAAAGCUGUCGUAAAAUGAAAACAAUGUACUAGAGUCACAAGGCUGUUGGCAUUUUUGGCUUUUCCCGCUAGUGCGUGAAAUAUGUGUCAUGUGUCAUUUCGCGCAAGACUUAUAGCUGGUAAACAACAGGUGUUUAUUUGUAAUAUAUUUAUAUGUAAUUAAUUGCUAUCUGUACUUGAUAAAUCUUUACGUUGUAAAUAUGUGUAGUUAUUGACUGUGAUACUAUAUGUGUUAGGCUACUGAUUAAAUGUUUUAAAGCAUUUUUCCUGCUGCCCAUGUCAUGUACGACUACUUGUAAUAUUUGUCAUUACACCUGCUCAAACACUCUAUUGGCUUGUCAUGCUAACUAAUGAUGAUUGUGCCAAACAGCUUGUUUGGGUAAAUACACCUGACCUGUACAUUCCCACAUCUCAAGAUCAGAUAAC
This is a messenger RNA of Labeo rohita (rohu), 2800 nucleotides long. RefSeq names its product claudin 23-like (gene cldn23l). Gene Ontology annotation, cellular component: bicellular tight junction; plasma membrane. The coding region runs from base 306 to 980 and encodes 224 amino acids. The transcript is spliced from 2 exons. The record is from RefSeq and is a predicted model, not a curated record. Gene Ontology annotation, molecular function: structural molecule activity. Gene Ontology annotation, biological process: cell adhesion; bicellular tight junction assembly. Lineage: Eukaryota; Metazoa; Chordata; Actinopteri; Cypriniformes; Cyprinidae.